Messenger RNA from Cyclocybe aegerita, 1665 nucleotides. NCBI's taxonomy places the organism in Eukaryota, Fungi, Basidiomycota, Agaricomycetes, Agaricales, Hemipholiotaceae. The record is from the annotation of a GenBank genome assembly.
AUGUCUGAAUCCCACAAGAAAAAAGACAAGGCGCCAGAAAUUAUUGAUACAACUGUCGAUCCAGAUUCCGAAGAGGGCCAUUCUGAUUCCGAUGCUGAAGAUUUUGCAGACCAUAACGCGGUCGAUGCGGGACCCUCAACAUCCACGUCGCAGAAGAAGAAGAAAAAGAAAAAGUCGAAGGCAAAGAAGCUCAUAAACUCUCUCCGUGCCAAGGAUGAUGAAAUUCCGCAAGAGGUUGUUGAUCGUGUACUGGAUAAAGUUAAAACAGAUGGCGCGACGAGCUCUUUGGAAAUCAACGCGGAGAAUAUUAGACAAGCGUUACAGCAGAUGAAGAUCAUGGAUGUGGUGAAAGGGAAGGCUGGCCCUGGAGGUUUGAAUGCAAAGAAUAUGGGCGAACAUAAGUUUUGGGCAACCCAGCCAGUCCCGCAACCGGGCGAAGGGGUGCCUUUGGAAGAGGGAUAUAUCGAGCCAUCGAAACCUCGUGAAGAAGUCCGUCAAGAACCUUAUUCCUUGCCCAAAGACUUCGAAUGGGCAACUCUUGACAUCAACGAUCCUGUUCAAAACAAGGAGGUGUACGACCUCUUGUCGCUCAACUACGUGGAAGAUGAUCAUGCUGCCUUCCGAUUUCAAUAUAGUGCCGAAUUCCUCGCAUGGGCUCUUAAACCUCCUGGCUAUCACCCAGAAUGGCAUAUUGGUGUACGCGUAUCCACGAAUAAGAAGCUAGUCGCUUUCAUUUCAGGAGUUCCAAUGACCCUACGGGUGCGCCAACAUGUGAUCCAAGUCAGCGAGAUCAACUACCUGUGCGUUCACAAGAAGCUGCGAUCAAAGCGACUGGCGCCAGUGCUAAUAAAAGAAGUGACCCGACAAUGCCACCUGAAAGGGGUUUUCCAAGCAAUAUACACCGCCGGGGUUGUGAUUCCUACCCCAGUAUCCGUCUGCAGAUACUACCACCGCUCACUAAAUAUUCCUAAGCUCGUCGAGACGAAGUUUUGCCAUGUACCACGCAACAUGACGCUAGCACGGAUGAUUCGCCUGAACAAAUUGCCCAGUAAAACCUCGGUACCUGGGCUCAGAGAAAUGCAGGAGAAGGACAUUGUUGCUGCUACGACCCUCUUUAACCAGUACAUGAAGCGAUUCGACCUGGUCCCGUUCUUCACCUUAGAAGAUGCGAGGCACCAGUUCCUGAGCGGUAGCGGUGAAGGCGAAAUAGGAACUGGGGGUGUCGGACGUAGAGAGGGACAAGUAACAUGGUCGUAUGUCGUUGAGGAACCGGAAACUGGUAAAAUUACUGAUUUCUUCUCGUUCUACUCCCUUCCCUCGACUGUCAUCAACAACACCACACACCCCAUUCUCGAGGCGGCGUAUUUAUUUUAUUAUGCUACCGAAGUCGGCUUACCACCCAGCGAGGACCAAGACGAGAAAGUCAAGAAACGGCUGCUCGCCUUGGUUGGUGACGCACUCGUCGUCGCCAAUGAAGCCAAGUUCGAUGUCUUCAAUGCCCUGACUCUGAUGGACAAUGUGCCUAUUUUGCAAGACCUGCGGUUUGGCGUUGGAGAUGGUUUCUUGAACUUCUAUCUGUACAACUGGCGAACAUCACCGUUCGCUGGGAUGAACCCUGAAGGCUCUGUUCCUGCCGGAAAAGGGAUUGGUGUGGUAAUGCUAUGA